AUGCCGGCCGACUACGGCCACGUCGUCCACCGCGGCGCCGAGGGCGAGACCACGGAGUGGUACGACAUCCACGCGCGGCUCGGGAACGCGCCGCCGCGCGCUCCGCCGCGCGCCCCGCCCGCGCCGUUCGCGCCGCGCGCGGAGGAGGAGGACGAGGCGCGCGAGAUCGCGGCCGCGCCGUCGCGAUCGGUCGCGACCGCGCGCGUGGACGCGCUCGGCGCGGACGCGCUCGAGGAGAUGGAGGACGACGACGCGUUCGCGGACGACGCGUUCCUGGAGACGUACAGGCGCGAGCGACUCGCGGAGCUCAAAGCCUCCGCGUCCGUCCCGCGCUUCGGCGCCGUCCGCGACAUCGCUCGAGACGCGUUCCUGUCGGAGGUCACCGACGCGUCGUCGUCGCACCACGUCGUCGUCCUCAUGUACCGCCCCGGCGGGCACUGCGUCCAGAGCGAAGCGCUCGCGACGGCGAUGGACGAGCUCGCCGCGAAGCACCCGCGGACCAAAUUCGUGAAGAUCCCGGGGCGCGAGUGCGUGCCCGGGUAUCCGGAUAAAAACCUGCCGACGACGUUGGUGUACCGCGACCGGGACGUGGUCGGGUCGUUCGUCGGCGUCGACGGGUUCGGCGGACCGCGGUUCACCCCGGAGGUGCGCGAUGAGUUCGUUCGUUUACGCCUGACUAAUCCCCAUACGACCGCGUUGGCGCGGUGGACUUCAUUUCUUAAGGACUUCGACGACUGA
Micromonas pusilla CCMP1545 is the source of this 738-nucleotide messenger RNA. RefSeq lists its product as uncharacterized. Bases 1 to 738 code for a protein of 245 amino acids. Gene Ontology annotation, biological process: protein folding. Gene Ontology annotation, cellular component: cytoplasm. The transcript has 3 exons. The record is from RefSeq and is a predicted model, not a curated record. Lineage: Eukaryota; Viridiplantae; Chlorophyta; Mamiellophyceae; Mamiellales; Mamiellaceae.